AUGCCGAUCGAUGUGAUUACGACGGAUAACUUGAAAUAUCAUCGUCUCGUAGCCAGCAAGGAUACCAAAACAUCGGAUCGUUGGCAAAAGCUGUUCAGCUGGUAUCCAGGCAGACAGAAUAUCGACUUCAGUCGCGUCGCUCAGAUCUAUUGCGAGAGCCAGCAUAGGUACGGACAUGAUCUAUUCUUACAGUAUGCACGGGAAAGGCGCCUAAAUAAGCUGCAUGCCUAUAACCAUUCCGAUUCGUUGAAAGAAUUGGAAAAGCAACUCGAGCAAAAUCACAAUGUCAACAAGAAUGCCAAAGUGCCGCCCACAACAAAUGGCGAAUAUGGACGAUUUAAGCCAUCGAAAAUGCACUAUUGCUAA
This is a messenger RNA of Drosophila hydei, 366 nucleotides long. RefSeq lists its product as uncharacterized. Bases 1 to 366 code for a protein of 121 amino acids. The record is from RefSeq and is a predicted model, not a curated record. The transcript has a single exon. Lineage: Eukaryota; Metazoa; Arthropoda; Insecta; Diptera; Drosophilidae.